GAGAUUCGAAAACCAUAACUGCAGAACUCAGCCUCUCUUAUCUGAAUUUAAUUAGCCUAUCGAGAGUUGGAUAGAAUGUUUUCCCAUUUUGUAGUGUUUCUUGCAUCAUUGGGUCUUUCAAAAAUUCAAUUCGCUCAUGCAGAACCAUAUGAUCCCAGCAGCCAUCGUGCCUGGAAUUUUGUGAAUGGUGAGAAAUGUGGACUCCAACAUCCCCAGCAGAGAGUAUUUGGGGGAGAAAAUGCUGUUCUGGGGGAGUUACCAUGGGUUGUUCAAAUUAUCAUGUUUUUGGGCUCCCCAGUAGUUGAUUCCAGAAUGAGGUGCGGUGGAGCGAUUAUUAAUAAGAAGUUCGUUCUAACAGUGGCACACUGCAAACCUAGUGGAAAACUCUCUGGGAAAAUAAAAGCUGGUGAUUUAAACAGGGAUUAUGACCCAGACUGUGAUUCCAACAAUUUAUGUGCCCCAGUAGUCCAAGAAUAUGAUAUUGAAGAAUUCAUAGUUCAUCCAGAGCACAUUAACCCAGAAUUGGGCAAGGAUAUAGCUCUAGUCAAAAUUCGGGAUGAAUUCCAAUUCAACGACUUUGUUGCUCCUAUUUGCUUGGAGUAUGGUGAUAUGGUGUUGGAGGAUCAUACGGGAAAGGAUGCCAUAUUCGCUGGAUGGGGUAAAUUCAGAAUAGACCCAGUUACUUCUAUGCUGGAGUCUCCCGCCGUACUUCAGAAGAUCACACUUCCAAUCCGGGAUGAGAGCGAGUGCAAUAUAUCUCUGUCAAAUAUCACCAAUCCUGCCGUUCGUGAUCUCCAACAGGUCGAGACAUUAAUAUGUGCGGGAGGAUUCCCUGAUCAACACAUCUACCACGGAGAUUCGGGAGGGUCGCUGGCUGUACUUCAAGCCGUCGGAGAUGAUAUACCCAGGUAUUUCGCAGUGGGUCUUUGUUCACUGACCUACCCAGAUGUGCCUCGAGACACACCUGUUGCCGACAUCUUCACGAGGGUCUCCUACUACUUGCAAUGGAUCAUGGACACUAUCGCUCAAGAGAAUGGAAUAUAGUUUGAUUUCUUCAUUCAUGAAUAAUAAGGACACAUUAUCAUCGUUUGAUAGUAGAUAAUCGCAUAAUCAUAAACAAUCAUCAUGGGUUAUCGCUGAAGAAAGUGUAAUAUAUUGUACUAUUUAUUAUUAUUUAUAAUUCAUGAAUGAUGAAAACUCAUAAUCUAAGAAACAAUGUUUGGGAAUAGAAAAACAGCCUCAGUCCUCAUCUACUAGCACUAUAAAUUAUUAUUGAAUAGUGCUACUUAGCUCAAUUCCAUUUCCCAGUUUCGAUUGAAAAUAAGUCGAGAAAGGAUUACAUUCCGUCAGCACCUUCAAAUUUUCAAAUUCAUUGUUCAGCUCAAAUUAUUACAGACAUUCAUGGAUGCACGAGUACUUGCAUUUAUUAAGGGAUGUAUCCACUUGAAUAAUGGUUUAUUCUAUCAAUUACAGUACCGUAUUGUUAUUGUUAUUUUGUAAUGAUUGAUAUGUUUGACAUUAUUCGGUUUUCUAACAAUAAACUAUUUUGGAAUUUGUAUUCCGUCACAUUCAUUCAUUGAUAGGAAUGAGUGUGAAAUCUAUAGUAUAAUAA
This is a messenger RNA of Nilaparvata lugens (brown planthopper), 1612 nucleotides long. RefSeq names its product CLIP domain-containing serine protease 2. Gene Ontology annotation, molecular function: serine-type endopeptidase activity. Gene Ontology annotation, biological process: proteolysis. NCBI's taxonomy places the organism in Eukaryota, Metazoa, Arthropoda, Insecta, Hemiptera, Delphacidae. Bases 76 to 1044 code for a protein of 322 amino acids. The record is from RefSeq and is a predicted model, not a curated record. The transcript is spliced from 7 exons.